AAAAUAAUGGAAAGCAUAUUGGCCUUGUUCUCCGCUUUUAGGUUUUGCUGUUUGACGACGCCUCCCUGCUCACUUCAGCCUCCGGCCUUCUCUCUCUGUGAGACCUAAUACCAUGCCUUCAAUUAAGUUGCAGAGCUCUGAUGGAGAGAUAUUCGAAGUUGAUGUUGAAAUUGCAAAACAGUCUGUGACCAUCAAGACUAUGUUGGAAGAUUUGGGAAUGGAUGAUGAAGGAGAUGAUGAUCCAGUCCCCUUGCCAAAUGUUAAUGCAGCAAUAUUAAAAAAGGUCAUUCAGUGGUGCACCCACCACAAGGAUGAUCCUCCUCCUCCUGAGGAUGAUGAGAACAAAGAAAAACGAACAGAUGAUAUACCUGUUUGGGAUCAAGAAUUCUUGAAAGUUGACCAAGGGACACUCUUUGAGCUUAUAUUGGCAGCAAACUACUUAGAUAUCAAAGGUUUGCUUGAUGUUACCUGCAAGACUGUUGCUAAUAUGAUCAAGGGGAAAACUCCUGAGGAGAUUCGAAAGACAUUCAAUAUCAAAAAUGAUUUUACUGAAGAAGAGGAAGCCCAGGUACGCAAAGAGAACCAGUGGUGUGAGGAGAAGUGAAAUUUCGUGUCUAACGCUGUAACACUGUAAGGAUUAUUCCAAAUACUAGUUGCACUGCUUUGUUUAUAAUUGUUAAUAUUAGAAAAACAGUCAACAAAUGCAGCAGCAAGUCAAUUGUAUUAGCAGAAUGCUGUCCUCAUUGCAUGUGUAGUUUCAGUACAGUUCCCAAACUUAACGGCCCAGUUUCUUCUAGUAUGAUUGAAAGUUUCUUUUCUUUGCUCUGAAUAAAAUUGAACUGUGGGUUCCCUAUAGAAAGUGGCAUUUUGGGCUUUCCCUUUUUGUAAAGCAAUUUCUGCCUAGUUUAUUGUCCACUUAAUUUUAGUUCAGUGACUUUUAAAGUUGGCAUUGUAAAUAAAGCAACUUGCAAAAAACCUUCUGAAAUAGAA
Dama dama (fallow deer) is the source of this 990-nucleotide messenger RNA. RefSeq names its product S-phase kinase-associated protein 1. The transcript has a single exon. Gene Ontology annotation, cellular component: cytoplasm; nucleus. The record is from RefSeq and is a predicted model, not a curated record. Lineage: Eukaryota; Metazoa; Chordata; Mammalia; Artiodactyla; Cervidae. Gene Ontology annotation, molecular function: cullin family protein binding. Gene Ontology annotation, biological process: SCF-dependent proteasomal ubiquitin-dependent protein catabolic process. Bases 113 to 604 code for a protein of 163 amino acids.